Aspergillus niger is the source of this 1468-nucleotide messenger RNA. RefSeq lists its product as uncharacterized. Lineage: Eukaryota; Fungi; Ascomycota; Eurotiomycetes; Eurotiales; Aspergillaceae. The record is from RefSeq and is a predicted model, not a curated record. The annotation marks the transcript as partial. The transcript has 8 exons.
AUGGAUUAUUAUGACGGCGGGCCCUUUGCUCGGGACUAUACCGCCCAACUGAUCAAUGCUUCGAAUAGGGGAUCUUUCAGCCGGUGCUGGGCGAUAAUUUACAGAGUAGCUCUGCUUUUUACGCCACUGCCAUACCCACUUCUGGGUUUUCAUGCCUCCGCGCGCGCUCCUGUCUCAGCAAUGGAACUUUUUCGACGGCUCCCGCACAUUCAUUAUGCUCUUAACCUCCGAGAGAUUGGGAUACGCGCAAUCUACCCGGCGACGCAACAUGCGCCGGAGCAUGUCGACGAAAUAGCCAUUGCCACUAUCUACUUGAUGAUCUUCGCUGUUGCACAAUGUGCUGUCAUUCUUGUUGGAACGGAGCACGGGUUGGGCAAACGAAAAUUGAGUCUUAAUGACACGGAAGUCCAAAUACUAGAGAAGGUUCUCUACUCGUCGAACAUUCUAUACGUUCUUGCUCUUAACUUGGCGAAGAUCUCAGUACUGCUGCUUCUGAACAGAUUGGCUGUGAAUAGGUGGCAUAAGAAAAUCUUAUUCUGGACUUCUGUUCUGGUCGGUAUCUGGACUGUGCCGGUGUUUUUCACUCUUGCAUUCCAAUGUGGAGUACCUGAACCUUGGGAUGCUAGUAAUGGUCAUUGCAUAGAUAUUAUACUGACGCAGUUCGCCUUCUGGGCCGGCAUCUCCCCUAUCGACAUAAUAACGGAACUGGUCAUCUGCAUCCUACCCAUCUACAUCGUGAAGCCAGUCCAAGUCAUCUUCGGGAAGAAAGUCACCGUUGUGGUUGCAUUCUUCAUCCGCAUCUUCGUUGUUAUAACCACCAUCAUCCGCCUCAUCUUUAUGCGCUACUCCAAGCCCUAUCCCUCCACGGACAUGAACGACGCUGCGUUCGCAACAACCAUUACAACAGAAUGCGUCCUCUGCGUCAGCAUCAUGACAGCCUGCAUUCCAUGCCUGAAGCCGUUUCUGGACGCCUUUGACAGCGGCAUGCUGAAUGUAUCCUUACAUAAGCGCAUAGGCGGAGGCAGCAAUAGCAACUCAUAUGGCAACACCUAUGCGUUGACGAGUAUGACCAAGGGUGUUAAAGAAUCAGCCACUAGGUCACGGUAUUUGGAGGAUGAGAUCGAGGGCUUGGGCACUUCUGCUGCCGCGUUUGCUGUUACAUCUCCGGGUCAGCCAUUGGGUAGGAGGGACUCUACGUUGGUGAUUCAAAGAACAGAUCAGUGGAGCGUGAGGUGCGAGUACGUUGAUCCGAAGGAUGGAUCUGUUGGGGAUGAGACCGAGCAGUCGGAGAGGAAUGUGGCUAGAAUCUCUGCUGAUCGAUCCAUGGGCCUACCUCGUCGUAUACUCUACCCCGAAUGGCGUUCGUGUUUGUGUAAUUACGUUCGCAUACCGUAUAAUCUACUCUUUAGUCACAGCCAGGGUACUCUUGCCGAGUCACUAGCAGCUAGAAGAAGAAGAAGAAGAUAUA